UGCUUAGCUGACUAUGUUUUUGUUUUGUGAGUUUUCCCAUUCGUCUGUCAAAUGUGGCUGCGGGAUAAUUUUGCCUGAACCAAACAUGAAAUCUUUUAUAAAUUUGGUUUUAAACUGAUACUUUAUAUGAUAAAAUCGUAAUAUUCAAACCAAUUUAAUGAGUUACAUCAUAGGUACGAAAACAAAGGUGGGAAGUUAGUUUUAUAUCUAUAAUCAGUAUAGUUUCUUCAGAGUAGGGUGUUGCAAGAAAGUAUGGUAAAUAAAAUCAUAUUCAAAAUGUUAGUAGCCCAUAAAUUAUAGUGAUGGAGGUGAAUACAACCGAUGAAUGGGCUGCAGAGGAAGAACAACCCAGUAAAUGCUCCUCACUUAUAAGUUUUGAGGAUGGAGAGCUAGUUGAAUAUACCAAUGAGGAUUUGAAUGCCUCUCAAGAUUCUACAGACAAUAAUUUAGCUGGAACAGAUGAUAAAAUUGAGUUUAUUCUAAAACCAAGUUUAAAAGGUAUUACACAGGCCAAGAAACGUCUCAAAGCAUUUACUGCUUCAAAAUUACUGAAAAAUGUUCAGCUAAAAGAUGACAAGGCUUUGAGUAGCAAUAAAAGUGAGAGUAGUACUACGAAAAAGUUGAAGAAAGAAUUAUACCCUGAUGAGAGAGCUAGGGCAGUAAUUCAAGAAAUUGAAGAAAUUAAAAAAGCUCAGGCAAAACAGCAAAUCCAGCAAAUUGCUUAUGUUGAAUCCUUAAAUAAACUUCGUACAUUGCCACUGAUAACUAAAAAGGCAAAAUCUAGAUCAAAAUCACUAUCCUCAGAUGAUGACAGACUAGAGGGACAUUUCAAAAAACGUGAAAUUAGGGUUCGCAAUAUCAGGCGUGGUAAAACCCGCUCUGUAUCACCAGAAACACGUAAGAAGAAUCAUGAAAAAGUGUCGUAUCCGAAGAAUUGGGCAGAGUACCUUCAGCAAAACUUUGACAUAAAGAAAGAUCAAGACUUAAAAUUAAAGCUGUUUCCAUAUAAAAGGAAAAAUCCAUUAGAAAUAUAUAAAAAAAUCUACAACCCUCAAACACCAUCUAUAAAACUAGAACCAUUUACUUAUAGUACAAAUGCUGGUUCAAAAGAGACUCCUCCAUUGUUUGUUAGGUUUACAAAGGCGCACCCUACUGUGCAAUAUAGUGCCAAUUCAUCUGCUAUUGCUGAGAGUUUCAUAAGUAGAAAGCAGUUGUUUUCAAUUAUUUCAAAAGAGGCUAAAGAGACUAUUGAAAAAUUGAUCAACACCAAUCAAAGAUUACCAGCUGCAAAGAUGUUGAAAGAACGCCCUUGGUAUAGCAAGACCUGGAAAAAAAUCAGUUCAGGUGAAUCUAAGUUUGUAGAAAAUUCUGUCGGUCUGUCUUUUCUGCAAACAUAUUCAGAUGAUGAUAAUGAUGCAAAUGAUGAAGAAGAAAUCAUCAUUUGUAGCAGGGUAACCACAAGUGAAAAACCCUCUGAGCAAUCAAACUAUGAGAGCAUAGAAGAUGCUGUGCAAUCACAGGAGAAUUCAGAUACUGAAAAACAGCAAGAAGAGCUAGUUUAUACAAAAGACAAUGAUGAAAUGGUAACUGAAGGUGUUGCAGAACAAGUCCCAAGCAAGACUUUCCAAGAACCUGCAGAACAAAUGCAUUAUGAAACUUGUCAACAAACCCCUGACAAAACUCCUCAAACGUUCAUAGACAGAACUCCAGAGGUCCUUCCAGAAGAAAUGACUGAUGUACCUCUCCAAGAUGAAAAUGAAAUUGGUCAAACCCCUGAUGGUAGAUAUUCUGAUGGUUUCAGAACUCCUGAAUUACGCCCGAAUAUAGAAAGCAUUAGUGAAGAUAGAGAAUUGGAUGAAACUAGAAGGGCUAUUGAAGAACUUGAAGAUGAGUUGAUAAGGAAGCAGGACGUAUUGAAAGAAGAUGUCAGACAUGUCAUUGAACUGGAUUUGAAGAAUGUAAAGAAGAAAAAGAAAGAUAUCGCAACAACUGAGAAGGCAAAUAAGAAGAAAAAGAAAAAGGAGAAGGCAAAGAAGUGUGUGAGCUCUGAGGAUGAAUCUUCAAGUUCAGAUGGGAAAAAGAAGAGUAAAAAGAAAAGUAAAAGCAAAAAGUUGAAGAAGAAAUCAGAAGAUGAAAAAGCGAAAAAACGCUCAAAGAAAAAGAAAAAACAAAGUGCUGGUUUUUCAGAUAAUUCAGUCAGUGAAGAAGAUGAAGAGCCUCCGAAAAAGAAGACUAGCAAGAAGAAAAAACGUAAGGAGAUCACUAAGAAGCUCAAAAAGAAAAAGCAUAAGAAGGAUAAGAAGAAGACAGACUGGGAUGAGACUGAUGAAGAAACAGUAGAUGAAUAUAGUGAUGAAGAAAAGACUGAAUCUAGGAAACUCAGAAGAAAACUGGAAGGAGAACAUAUUUCUAAGAAAAAAAAUAAGCAGCGCAUUUUUGAGAUUGUCAGUUCCAAAGAUGAAUCUGAUAAUAAGGAAUUUGGCAUAGAAUUGAAGAUAAAUAAGAAAUAUCUAAUGAGAAAGGGUGAAAAUAGGGAAAUCACUGAAGAUGGCCACUUAGAAUCUGAAGAAUUCGUGCCUAGCAAAAAAUUAGCAGAAGCGUUUGACGAAGAAUUUCCUCUAGAGAAAGAUAUGUCCGUAUCAAAUAAAGUUGUCGAAAAAUCUCCUUACCCACAUUGGGAAAGUGAUGAAGAAGUAUCACCAACCAAAUCUCAGAAACUUAACACUUCUUGGGAGAGCGACGAGGAGGUUUUUGUCAGACGACAUUAUGAACCUGAACCAGAGUCAGAAAAAGGUGUACCAAAAUCAUUUAAUGAUAGUUGUGGGGACCUUGAAAUACCUCUUAAUAUUAAACCCUACAAAAAGAGAGAACCCGAGGUCGACUUAAGAGUGCAAAUGGAAAUGAAAAGGAAAGGAAAUAUUGAUUUUAUUGGCCAGAUCAAGAAUGAUGAUAACAUUAAGAUGGAGAAACCAGUAUCUAUGUUUGAGAAUGAUUUUGAUGAAACUAGUAAAUCUGAUAAACACGAAACAUCUUUUGAGGAUCAUACUGUUGUUGAGAAACAGGUGCUUGGUGAAAUAAAUAAGCAAAUGGAGAACAAAAGAACAGAAUUGAAGAUGGAUUUUGAAGGUCAGAUAUCCACCACAUGUAAAAAACCUAUAGAAAUAGAAAACCUUGACAUGGAGCAUAAAAUCCCUCAUGAUAUAGAAAAGAAUAAAGUGCCAGAGGAAAGAGAAAAUGUAUUUCUAGAUUUUGAAACCACACAAUCCAAAAUAGUCACUCCUAAAAGAGGAAGAUGGGAUAAGAGAGAAUCGCUUGCGAAAAUUUCCAGCGUUUCCACUCCUAAAUCGGAAACAGAUUCGACUUCAACACAAUCUUUUCACUCUGAGAAGAACAGCAGCAAUAGUAUCAUAGACUUAACUACUAAUAAUGCCUCUUUAGAAAACGAGUAUGAAGAAUUUUUAAAAGCAGUUACCUCGAACGUGGCAGAGGAUCCUGAGAAAUCCAUGCCUAUAUCCAUUAGCAGUAUAUCUGAUAUGAGUGAUACAGAUUCAGUACCAGUUAGCUUUAAUAAAACUGAUUUCAUACAAAAUGACAAACCACUAGUACAGAUCCCGGUUGUGUUACCUAAAGACAUACCAUUCAUACCAAUGCCUGCAGAGGUAAGCGAAAUAAAACCUGUACCGGUUCCCUCGCCGAAAUUUGAAGUUAAGAAGCCGCUAGUAGCGUUAGAUCUUAAUCUCAUCUCAGCCAUACAGAAACCGCCAGUCAGCGCAAAUGCUACUAUAUCUCGUGUGGCUGGUGUGGAUCUUGCUAUUCAAGGAGCAGGACCAGAUGUCAUCAGGACACCAGCUUCAAUAUUUGAUGAUGCUUCGGCUUCAAAUUCUGGUGAGCUGGCUAGCAUAAAUCUACCACCGUCAUGUGAAAGUACGUCUGCAGCUGAGGAUAUUCACCAACAAAAGUCCGAAUUAGCUGAAGAUACUCUGACUAAGAAAAUUGUUGAUGAUGUAGCUCCCGCCAAGCCCCCAGAAAAACAAUUUAGUUUUAGUGGGAUGGUUUUGACAUCGAAGAAGUUACUUCUCGAUAAGCCUAAGUUGAAUUUCGGAGAUUCUGAUGACGAUGAGCCAAAAUCAUCGUUGACAAAACUGGAAGAUAUAAAAAAAGAAAAUUCCAAGAUACCGCCAAAAUAUGAAAAUGUCGUUGAGCAAAAAAUCAUGGAACAAAAAGUGGCCAUAGAAGAAAAGAUUUUAUCAGAUGAGAAAAGAGUUUUUGAGGAAAAGAAGGAAGUUGGACAAUCAGCAAAAGUGCUAAUAAAGGAAGAAGCAAAGGUAGAAAGGAAGAGAAGUAGGUCGAGAAGUCCUUAUUCUUCAAGGAGCAAAGAAGGGGAUAGAAAGAGAGAAGUGUCUCCGUAUAAGAGGCGGAGGAGUCCUUCGCCUAGAAGCAGGAAAAGAAUCAGUCCUCCACGAAGGAAGGACUCGCCGAGAAGGGGCUCUUCUCCUAGGAAGAGAUCGCCUGGUAGAAGGAGAACGCCAGAAAGGAAAAAGCUUCCAUCACGAAGAAGUCCCUCUCCUAGAAGGAGUAGCAGUGGAGCAUCGAGUAGAAAGAAAAGCAGGCGGAGUACAACACCACGAAAAAGGGGCCUAUCUCCCAAAAGAAGAAGCCCAUCCCCUAGAAAGCGAAGUAUAUCACCAAGAAAACGACUAUCUUCGCCAAAACGGAAGCGUAGUUUAUCGCCGAGGAGGAGAAGCUCGCCCAGAAGAGGUGCCUCUCCUAAACCCUCGUCUAAAAGGUUGCGCUCCAAGUCGCCGGAAAGGAUUCAGACUAUUAUGGACUCUAGGCCUAGGUCACCACCCCGAUCAACCUCACCCCACGAAGGUUUGAAGCGCAGUAUCGCCGACUCGACAAUUUCCGAUGACCUCCUACCUCAACCUAGCCUUCCGUACGAGGAGUACGCGAACUCACCCUCGUUCUUCGAACGCAGAUCGGCGGAUUCUCCAAGGAGAAUCCCCUUGGAGGAACGCAUCAGCCAGGUGCUGGGGGAGAGCAAGGAGGAGGAACCUAAGGCGAUCACUUCCACGUAUGAUAAUUAUGCGAGGUACAAUCAGGGGGAUUAUUCUAAUCAAAUGGAUUAUCCAACAACCAACUACAAGCCAAGCAGUUAUGUACAGGUGGGAAAUAUGCUGCAAAUUGUGCCAACUGAAUUGCCUGCAGAAAGGCCUACAGCAAAUGUUGAAGUGGUGUGUCAGGAUAAACCCAGUAUAAUACAGGUCGGAAACAUGCUCCAGAUCGUGCCAACUGUAAUUUCUCCUCAAAUGCCUCCCCUACCGCCAACUCCCGCAGCCCCAAAAGAACAGAUCCCUGGAAUCUCAGGUGCUUCUGAAGCGAUCGCCUCUCCGUCUCCGGUAAUGAAGCAGUCAGCCGAAGAGAGCAUGCAGCAAAAGGUGGCUGAAAGAAGGGCUGAGAGGGAAAAGCGGAAGCUUGAGAGGGAGAAGAAGAGGGAAGAGAAGGAAAAGAAGAGGAAUGAGAAGGAGAAGAAACGGCAGAUUCGAUUGAAGUUGAAGACGGAAAAUAUGAUCAAGCGAGCACUCCAGCUGGAAGUAGGUGGUGAAGAAGAGGAAACCGCCAAUGGGACUCAAGCUAAGUGGCCUCCCAUUUCAGUGGUAUGCAGUACUCCAAAAGAUAUCGGAAAGAGCAUAUUGAGUGUGGGGAAACGUGAAGGGAAAAGCACUCCUCAGAAAGUUGUAUCAUUUGCUGACGGUAUUAGGCCAGGUGAAGGUACUUCGCCAUCUGCUGGCGAGGAAUUGAGCUCUCCACCACCGAAAAAAUUACCUAAGGAGAAGCGUUACACGAAAACCAAUAUAGUGGAGAAGAAUAAGAAGAAGAAAGUUAAGGUAGGAUUAUGUCAUAACUUUAUAUUAUGGUCCACUUUCUUGUUUUGUAUUUUUUUGGUAUUAUUAAGUGAUCAUCUUCGAUUUUUAAUUUGUAUUAUUUUACGUUUGUUGUUAGUUCUAACUAUUGUUUCUUUUUAUGUACUCGAUCUUAUUUAGCUUUGAAAUCAUUUCUUUUAUUUUUAAAAGAAUAUUGUUUAUUGUAUUGAUAUGAAGUUAAUUCGUGCCUUUGGCCAUUUAAUCGUGCCAUACAGAUUCUAAACAUUCAUUUGGAAUUCUAUAGGAUAAGAAUGGAAGUAAGCCAGCUACGGAGAUUGUGUCUGAUGGGAAGAAAACUCCAAGGUACAUUGGAAUAAGGAAUGGCAAAACCGGAGAUAACACGCAGAAAAACGUGAAGAUAAUCAAGAAACCUCUCCUACCGCUACUAUCCUCGGAUGGCCCCGACUCAGACGAAGACGACAACCUGCCGCCUCCAUCCCCACCACCUGGCUCGCCGCCUCCGCAUAUCUUCCCGCCGCGCGUUAAAGUGCCCGCCCCCAAUAACCUGAUCCCGUACGCCACGCCCACGCAUAUGCAGAUGUUUGGGGCGCCGCUGGGGUUGAUGAUGGCUCCGCCUCCGCCACCACCGCCUCCGCUGCCCCCGAAUACUCCGCCUGGGAGUAGACAAUCGCCUGUUGGACAUGGAGGCAGAUCGUUAGGUCUUCAACAGUAAAUGGUAUUUGGGUCGCAUAGCCAUAGUCAUCGUACCCAACUUUAUCAUUUUUGACUGUGCAAAUAAUGCUGACAAGAUGUAUAACAUGUACAGAAACUGUUUAAGGUUACAAUUUUUGCUACUCCGCGGGAGUUGCUACGCACGAUUUAGUGGGGUUUCCUGUUUGUUUUUUUUUAUGUUAAAACUAUUCUAUUGAGUAACUGAUAUGAAAUAAUUCUUUAUAUGUACCUAGAUCUUUUUUUUAAAUAAGUGAUACUGCUAGAAUUGUAUAGUUUUUCUUAUUCAGUGAAUAAUAACUAUUGUCUGAGACUGUAGUAAUAUAUUGUUUCUUUGCAACAGCA
This is a messenger RNA of Acanthoscelides obtectus, 6938 nucleotides long. Lineage: Eukaryota; Metazoa; Arthropoda; Insecta; Coleoptera; Chrysomelidae. The record is from the annotation of a GenBank genome assembly.